Lottia gigantea (owl limpet) is the source of this 201-nucleotide messenger RNA. RefSeq lists its product as hypothetical. The record is from RefSeq and is a predicted model, not a curated record. NCBI's taxonomy places the organism in Eukaryota, Metazoa, Mollusca, Gastropoda, Lottiidae. The transcript has a single exon. The annotation marks the transcript as partial.
AUUCAAGUUACUCACUUGAAAAUUCAAGUUACUCACUUGAAAAUUCAAGUUACUCACUUGAAAAUUCAACAUACUAACUUGAAAAUUCAACAUACUAACUUGAAAAUUCAAGUUACUCACUUGAAAAUUCAAGUUACUCACUUGAAAAUUCAACAUACUAACUUGAAAAUUCAACAUACUAACUUGAACAUAUUAACUUGA